CUGCCUCAAGAGACUCUAUUCCCACCUAUAUCACCUUUGCACAUCUUCUACAUCAUUGUCGGUGGAGCUUCGCCGGACGAGAAACGCUUUGAGCCAUCUGCAACGUCCAUCAAUUUGAAUGCUGUUGAUUUCUCUGCUCUGGAGCGACUCGUGUUACCGCUAUGCGAAACAGUAAAUUCUUUUGUUGAAGGCGGUGCGAAAAGUGCUUCCUUUGGUUCUAUAUGUUGGUUAGUGACUGGUAUCCUGGUUGCAGUACUUUUAUUGACUAUACUCGUGCUUGGAUGCGCUCUUCACUCGUAUCGAAAUGAAGGACAUGAGCUCGGAAGAAAGUUAAAAGAAAUGGAAAAGUCACUUCGUACGCAGAACGAGUUCUUUACGGCAAAAUUACAUGCACAGAUGGAAGAACAGAUCAAGGCUAGUCAGAAGCAUGCAGAAGAGCUCAGGAAGCAAAAUGAGUCCAUUCAGGCACAACAAUUAGAACUUCAACGGCAACAACAGCAACUCUCAACUGCCCCACCAUCGUCAGUUGUUCAGCCACAACCUAUCAUCAUACCGUAUAUUCCUUCAAACUCAGGUUCGUUGAGAAAACCUAUGGCAUCGAUUGUUGGUUGA
This is a messenger RNA of Cooperia oncophora, 612 nucleotides long. The record is from the annotation of a GenBank genome assembly. NCBI's taxonomy places the organism in Eukaryota, Metazoa, Nematoda, Chromadorea, Rhabditida, Trichostrongylidae.